ACGUUUGUGUCUAUGACGGGGAUUCACUGAAACUUGAAAGAUAAAAUUAAUCUAUCAUAUUUUUUCAAGUACUUAAUUAUUUAUAAUGUAAAGCACAGGAAAUCAUUAUUAUUUUAUUAAAUCAUUAGUACUACUCGGAAAGUCGGAAAUCUAUCUCUGUGCUGUGCAAUAGUCAUAUAAGUUAGCAUAAAAAUACCAAAAUUACAGAUGUCAGUGUAUGUAUAAAAAAAGUGUGAUUUGGUGAUAAAUAGUGUACGUUAAUUGAUAGGUAUAUAAAGCUUCCUUUUCCUGUUGAUAACUUUACAUACGUGAUAUACUUUUGUUUAGAAUUAACAGUCUAAAAUAGGAGUACCUACAUCUAUAAAGUUUAUUCUCCGAUUAUGUGUGUGUUUUUUUUUUAUUAAUGGACACUGAACAUGUUUUGGAAUCUAAUAAGUUUUAUUUUAAUUAUAAUUUUUGUACUAGUAUUCAUUUUGAUUGUGUGCAAUUUCAUCAUUCAUGGAUUUGGUAAUUGGGAUGGGUUUCAUGAUUUAGACAAAUCAAGGGACACUAUGGAAGACAUACCUGAGUAUUAUGUGGAUGAAUAUGUUUUAAAAAGUACACUUGAUUUCUCUAAGAAAUAUCAAAAACAGAGAAGUUAUGAUGAUAAAUUUUAUGAUAUUAAUGGUACAAUAUUCCAUGAUACGAGUAAUGUUCCUGAAGACAUUGGAUUGUUAUCAGAGUUCGAAAUAAAACCAAUGGGUGAAGGAAAUAUCUUGUCUUUGAAGUAUUGCUACGGUAACAGAAAUGGUUUCUGUACACCAAAUAAUGAUAAUGAUCAGUACGAGUAUAAUUCUGAGGACGUAAACUCGGAUAACGAAACAGAAACCAACGUAAAUCAUUCUUCAUAUGCGUCGAUAGCAAAGAAAACAGCUGGUGCGCCGGAUUAUUUAUAUGUAAAAAUAUUAAACGAUAUUAUAAAAAUUAAAUAUAACCAUUGGCACAUGAUCGCCGCGUUCAAACACACAAACGAACUGUACUGUAUGGUGUGCAAGGAAUAUUUACUUCGUACGCAGAAACAGUUACAUUGUACUGAAGAGAAACAUUUGAAUAAGUUGAAAAGCUUUGAAUUUGAUCAGAAAUAUCCAAAUUAUUUUAUAAGACAGAUCGAUGCAAGGCUAUACCAUUGUGGCUUGUGUAACAAUCUAGUAUCUGAUAUAAGAGAACACAUAGAUACGAAACACAAAAAAGAUAUACAUAUUCAUGAUACAAAAACAAACAAAACAAUAAUUUAUACUGAAGGUGAAAACACAGUAAAAGUCAUCAAUUCUAAAGAUGGCGAAAUAAAUGCAACGAAUGCCACUCAUAAUAAAACCAACGAUACAUCUGCAAUGGAAGGCACUGAUCCUAAAAAUAACGAUACAUCUGCAAUUCAAGGCACUGAUCUUAAAAAUAACGAUACAUUUGCAAUGGAAGGCACUGAUUCUAAAAAUAGCGAUACAUCUGCAACGGAAGGCACUCAUACUAAAAAUAACGAUACGUCUGCAACGGAAGGUACCCUUACAAAAAAUAACGAUACGUCUGCAACUGAAGUCACUCAUACUAAAAAUAACGAUACGUCUGCAACGAAAGGCACUGAUCCUAAAAAUAACGAUACGUCUGCAACGAAAGGCACUGAUCCUAAAAAUAACGAUACGUCUACAACGGAAGGCACUGAUCCUAAAAAUAAUGAUACGUCUACAACGGAAGGCACUGAUCCUAAAAAUAAUGAUACGUCUACAACGGAAGGCACUGAUCCUAAAAAUAAUGAUACGUCUACAACGGAAGGCACUGAUCCUAAAAAUAACGAUAUGUCUGCAACUGAAGUCACUCAUACAAAAAAUAACGAUACGUCUGCAACAGAAGGCACUCAUCCUAAAAAUAACGAAACUACAAAUUUAGACAUUCUUAACAACAACGAAAAUACCGCAACAAAUUGCACAAAUCAGAACGAAAUAAUUGCAACUGAAGAUACUUUACCCAAAAAUGACAUAGGAUACGAGAUAAAUAACAUAACUCCAGAUAUGUAUAAUGACGUCAUAAUAAACCAAUAUGGUUGUGAUAUAAGAAUAUCAUUUAUUGCAUACAAUUUGGUUUGCCGUGUGUCAGAUUUUUAUCAUUGUAUUAUAUGUGAUUUUAUAGCAAACAACAAUGAUAUGUCAUGUCAUGUUAAAGACCCAUGUCAUAAACAGAGAGUCAGAAAUGUACCUUUUCUCAAUAAUUUCAGCAUAAAUUUAAUAAGAAUGCUCGGUUGUAUAAAUCAUUGUGCUAUAUGCAAUGAAGUGUUCUACACGGACACACAGACACACAUAUUGGAAGCGAAACACGUAAAUUGGCGCAACAAAGCAUUGGCAUUGGUAUCAAAUCAUCUUACAAUGCCUACAUUCAAUAUAAAUCCCUUGGCAAUAGAAUCCAAUCGACACGUCACGCAUCAGUCUACAAAUGGCAUGAAUCCUAUCCUAGAUUCGAAUCAACGCGCAACGUAUCAACCUGCUGUUGGAUUGAAUCCGCCGACGAUGGGAUUGAAUCAACGGGGAAUUUAUCAGCCUGCGAUUGGUUUGAAUCCACAGCUCAUACCUCAGCCGUUGUUUAUGCCAAUGCCUCAGCAUCGACCUCAAUUAAUAUUUCAGCCAAUAAUGCUUCAGGAUCAACGCCUAACAAGUAUGAAUCAAUCGGCACCACAACAACCCGUAUUGAAUAUAGACCAAUGGCCUACACUUCCCAAAACGAGGGCUAUGUAUACACCAAAUAUGAAUCCCUACACGACGCGACCUAAAAAUGAUAACAAAGAACACAAAGUCAUUGAGGAAUUGAAUCAACUAAAAAAAGGAUUCAAAGUCAUUGAGCUUGAUGAUUCGAAUGAAUCAAAAACAGAUCCCAAAGUUAUAGAUGAUUUGAAUCACUCUAAAUUUAUGAAUCCACCGGCGACAGAUUCUAAAGAAGAGGAUAUUACCCAAGAACCAGUUGAGCAAUUAGAAUUAAUAGGCGAUAUUUUGAAUACGUAUGAAUCCUUCGACGACGAUUUUGAAUAUUUCAACGAUAAAUUCGUUUAUUUGAAGCACAGAAAUACAUACACACAAAUUGAUUUAGUGUCAUACAAUAGUUUGGUGAAUGUGGGGGACGGUUCGAGAUAUUGUUUUGUGUGUUCGAGCCAAGUGUGUGGUUCUUUAAAAGGCCACGUAAACAGUUUGAAGCAUACAAAAUGUAUGGAUGAAUGCAAGUUUGUUGAGAAGUAUGAAAAACAUCUUUUGCGACAGAUCUGUUUCAACUACCACUGUGGUAUUUGUAACGUGGUUUUUACACAAAAAUAUAUAGACACACACACAGCGUGGCCCCCGCAUUUGAGAGACAACAAGACAGACAGAAAAACAAGAAAAAACAACCUCAAAUCUGGCAGCAAAUCCCUAAAUAUUCAAUUCAAGAAAAACACAUCACACAAUGAAAACAAGAUGGAAGAUAUCAAAAUAUUACUCAAAAUUGAGGUCAAAACAAAUAUAUGUAACAACGAGCAUGUCACAAAGAAGAACAAAAUUAUUAUUUUUGGUGAUUUUGUAUUGAAAAUUUCCUGGGACUCAUAUCAUGGAUUUGUCAGAACGAAGUGUGUUGGCGCGAGGAAGGCGUUGCGUUGUGCGUUGUGCGUUUGUGACGUCAGAUUCUACGAGGUGAGCGCGCACGUCGCCGCCGAGCGCCACAGCCAACUACUAGACAAGUUCCUAACGCAACACUUGCCGCAUCUCAUCAGAAAGGUGAACGAUUAUUCACUGCACUGCGCGAUUUGCAAUACUGAAGUCGCUAACAACAAUCAAAUGCUUGCUGACCAUUUGAAUGGCAGUAAACACAAGAAAAACUAUUCCGCCAUAUUGGCUGAUAAAAGUAGCUCAUUGCUUGAUAACUCUGACGUUUUAUAUCUCUCUUAGUCAGUGGCGUGCUGAUUUUGUAGUAGGGUAAGCAUUAAACCAGAGAUUAAAGAAUUAUAGGCAGCUAGAACACUACGGUGUCGAAAUUCAAAGAUGAAUACAUUCUCGAGUCGCAUCAGUAAUUUUCAAAGUUAUUCAAGAAAAAUGGCGUCUUAUGUUUUUAAAUAUUUUAAUAACUGUUCAGAAAAACUAAAGAAAUAAGAUGGAGUAAUUUUUUAUUGGUAAUUAUUGAUUGGUAAUUAUGAAAAAAGUUUGUAUAUGCGGAUGUCAAGGAGACGCGUGACGUUCUUUUUUAUGGGUUUCACCGGCUUCACCUCGCUGUAAAGACUCAUUCUGGAUCAUUAUUUAUUCUAUGCCAUUAAACGUUAAGAUUGUACAAAAAGUCUGUUAAAGUAUUUAUUCGUAAAUUUGCUCGUAAAGUAUCUGGUUAUGUAUCUCAUGUGCCGUAAUGUAAAGUAAAAUGCACAUGUGCUGUAAUUUAAUAUAAACCAAUUUAUCAUCCCCCUAAAAACUAACGACACUUUUUUAAACCUUAACAAAAAGUUUUUAUGUUAGAAAAGUGCUCAACAUUUUAUGAAUAAAAUUAACUUUGUGAGAUAAAAUAUAAUAAAUAAACAUUUAUUGAAAUUGUGAUAUUAUAUGAUAUUUUGUUAUCUGCUAAGUAGCCUUAAUUUUGCUAUCAAUUCUUUGUUCCUCAACAGAAAUAGUUAGAAUCGACGUUACGAAUGAAGAAACAUUUCUGUAUACAUUUAAUCUUUGACGUCAACAAAUACAUAUUAUAAUAGAAAAAUUAAAUAUAAAAUUAUCCUGUCACAGUAUUUAUUGUCACAUUCCUACCAAACGGCUUGACUGAUUUUGGUGAAGUUUUAUAUGUAUAUUCGGUAGUUGAGAAUCGGUUAUCUAUUUUUCAUACUAUUAAGGAUGGUCCACCCCAAAAUCUAUAAACCAAAAUAACGUUUGCCGACUCAACAAGCGUUUAAUAAAAGUGUUUAUAAAAAGGUCCAGAAAAAAGCAUUUAUGAGUAGGUUGCAUUGAUUUCUUGAAAAAAAAAAGUUUCACAAU
Molecule: messenger RNA, 4997 nt
Organism: Bicyclus anynana (squinting bush brown)
Lineage: Eukaryota; Metazoa; Arthropoda; Insecta; Lepidoptera; Nymphalidae
Exons: 11
Coding region: 417-3935 (1172 amino acids)
Molecular function (GO): nucleic acid binding; zinc ion binding
Source: RefSeq, a predicted model, not a curated record